AUGGAGGAUAUGGGAGGGGGAGGCCUUAGAAGUCCGGACCAUGUAACUGAUGCAAGGGGCCGGCCUCUGCGUGAACCUUGGUACUUAGCUUCUGUCCUUCCCCUUCCCCAGGCGUCCAGGCUGACAUGCAGCCUAACCAAGUAUGCCAACAAGCUGGGCACUGAUGCCAAGGAUACCGUAGAGUCUGAGUUCAACCAACAGCUCAACAGCCUUCUUCAAGAUAAAUCCGGGGAAGUCAGCGCACAGGCCGAUGAUCUGAAGGAGAAACUAGUGCCCUUUGCCAUGGAAUUGCCGUGCUGUCUAGUCCAGGACUCAGAAAACCUCAAGGAGCAGAUCCGGAGGGAGUUGGAGGAGCUGAGGCUCCAGCUCCAGCCCAAUUCCGAACAAGUGUGCCAGAAGAUGAAUGAGAAUGUGCAGGCCCUGAAGCAGUGCCUGGGGCCCUGCACUAACGAGCUCCAAAACAGUCUCAACGAAAAUGCAGAGCAACUCCGCCAGCAGCUGGCCCCCCUUUCCUGCCAACUGGAGGCAGCCAUGAAGGAGAACAUGAACUGUGUUCAGAUGGCCCUGGCCCCCUUCGCCUGUGAGUUCAAGAACAAGGUCGACCAACAAGUGGACAAGAUGAGAUGCCAGCUCACCCCCUACGCGGACCAGCUCCAGGACAAGAUCGAUAAGCACAUUGCGGAGCUUCAGAAGACCCUCACGCCCUUUGCCAAGGGUGCCCAGGAGCAGCUCAAUCGCCAGAUCGAAUGUCUGGCCUUCCAGAUGAAAAAGAAUGUGGAUCAGCUGAGGACCAAGAUCUCGGACAACACAGAAGACCUGAAGCAGAAGCUGACGCCCUUUGCCGAGGAGAUAAAGGGGAAGAAGCCCCAAAGCUCAGAGGAAUUGCAACAGUCCUUGACCAGACUGAGUGGACAGGUGGACCAGCAGAUCGAUGAGUUCCGCAAGAAUAUGGGGCCCUUUGGGGAGUGCUUCAACAAGGCCUUGAUUCAGCUUCUGGAAGAACUCAAGCAGAAACUGGAGCAGCCCCGUGCUUGUGGGGUGGAGGACCACCUGAGCCUAUUAGAGAAGGACCUGAGGGACAAAGUCAACUCCUUCUUCUGCAACCUCAAGCAGACCUAGGACAAGAUGCCCUUUUUCUCUAAGCCCUAGAACCUCAGCAUCUGAGCAGUCUUUCUCAGCUCUUCUUAGAUCACCACCCCCUCCUGACUUUAGAUCUCAGACCAGGGUUCUCUGUCCAUCCAUCCACCAGUCCACCUAGUCACACACAGCAAGUGUAGCCCUGGGAAUGACGCUGUGGUGAAAAGUAGCAUUUAUGAUCCUUGCUGAAUAAAAUGUUAAAAAAAAACCCCAACUAUCACGUGU
This is a messenger RNA of Trichosurus vulpecula (common brushtail), 1362 nucleotides long. It is a transcript of the gene APOA4, whose product is annotated as apolipoprotein A4. Gene Ontology annotation, molecular function: phosphatidylcholine-sterol O-acyltransferase activator activity; cholesterol binding; phospholipid binding. Gene Ontology annotation, cellular component: blood microparticle; high-density lipoprotein particle; chylomicron. The transcript is spliced from 3 exons. The record is from RefSeq and is a predicted model, not a curated record. Gene Ontology annotation, biological process: cholesterol biosynthetic process; very-low-density lipoprotein particle remodeling; lipoprotein metabolic process. Bases 1 to 1119 code for a protein of 372 amino acids. Lineage: Eukaryota; Metazoa; Chordata; Mammalia; Diprotodontia; Phalangeridae.